UUAUCCCACAACACCGCAUAAACAAAAUUUAAUGUUAUCAUUCUAAAAGAAAUAUAGAAAAAUAAACACAAAAAACCCUACUAAUAUUUAAAAUUAUGUGUGAGCCAAACUUUUCAGAUCCAUCAUCAUUCCUGUAUUUGGAUAUGCUGGCAGAUAUUUUAAUGCGCGAUGCCCUUGAGUUGGAAUCUGAUUUCAACACCAAAAUGGAGUUCAUCAAGGAACAGGAGCAGAUGUGCUUGGACAAUGCCAAGAAUGUAUUUUCAGUUGACCAAUUCCUGGGAUCAGUAAAUUGCUGCAUGCUAAAGCUGGAAAUGGAUCUCAAUGAGAACGAGACCAACCUGAUCGAGAUGGAGAAGGCAGUUACUCGAUUGGAGCAGAGGUGCCCGAGAUCUGAUAACGAGGCUAGUCGGACUUAUCCUUUAGCUCGAGUCACCUACGAAGAUCUUCUUAGUUUGCUCAUGUCCGCGGAUAAAACUGCCGCUCAGUGCAACCACAUAAGGGAGCAAAUCGAGAUGUACAACAAACAGGCGGCUGAGCAACUAGCUCCUGCCACAGUGGUUGCCAAGAUAAUUGAUUACCACAAUAAUACCCUGGCGUCACUUGAAAAGCAGAUCGAAAAGAUGCAGGGUCAGGUCACCCAGGUCCAAAGGGAGUAUGAGCAGCUAAAUAGGGACCAGGAAUCCAACAGAGCCGCCGCCCAGUGCUCCUGCAAAAAAACCAAGAACUCAAAGCCAAUUGACAUAUGUAAGAUACAACUACGCAUGUAAUCCGACAACUGAUAACACAAUAUAUCCAUACGAAUAUUAUAAA
This is a messenger RNA of Drosophila rhopaloa, 810 nucleotides long. RefSeq lists its product as uncharacterized. The record is from RefSeq and is a predicted model, not a curated record. Bases 96 to 767 code for a protein of 223 amino acids. The transcript is spliced from 3 exons. Lineage: Eukaryota; Metazoa; Arthropoda; Insecta; Diptera; Drosophilidae.